AUGAGUAACGGUGUCAAAAAGAGGAAGAAGGCUACCCAGGCUCUGCGUGCCUUGCAUCCCCAAGCCACACAAUCCAUCUACCCCCAGCUGCGCACAAUGGACCCCCAAUCAAAAAAGAACAUUGUCAUUGUCGGCGGCGGCAUCAUUGGCUCAACGACAGCUUACUUCCUCUCCCGACAUCCCAAAUUUGACCCCACGCUGCACAAGAUUACCCUUCUCGAGGCCACCUCCAUCGCGGCCGGCGCCUCGGGCAAAGCUGGUGGCCUCCUCGCGCUCUGGGCCUAUCCGCAGCCUCUGGUGCCGCUUUCCUACCGUCUUCAUGCCGAGCUCGCAGCCGAGCAUGGUGGUGCCGAACGCUGGGGAUACCGAAGGGUCGGAUGCGGCAGCUUCGACGCAACAGUCACCCGUGCCAAGCUCGACGCCGUAGAGCAAGCCUCCGCGGCCCGGGCCGCUGCCGUACCUGGUGCGAAUGACGGAGAAGAACAAAAAGGUUGGGAGCGGCUCCCGAAACAGGACGACGCGGCGGAAGCUCUGCUGGCAGAUUCGGUGGUCCCCAAGGACCUCGAUUGGGUCGAUCACGAAAUCAUCGACUCGUACCAGGAAAUGGGCCACCCCGGCGCGACGGAAACCGCACAGGUCCACCCCUUCCACUUCACAACGUCCAUGGCGGCCCUCGCAGCCGAGAAAGGCGUCGACAUUCGCACGCGCGCAAAGCUCACCAAGAUCAACUCGUCGCCGACCGGCGUCGAAUCGGUGGAGUAUCUCGACCGCGACACGUCCGAGACGCACACCCUGUCCGACAUUACAGACGUCAUCGUCACCGCCGGCCCCUGGACCGGCAAGCUGCUCCCAAAAUCCAAGGUCGAGGGCCUGCGCGCCCACAGCGUCGUCUACGACGCGACCGUCUCUCCCUACGCCGUCUUCACCCGCGUCCUGCUGCCCGAGGACUAUGUCCCCGCCCACCGCGUCGUCAAGGGCCAGCGGCGCAAGCACAAGCGCAUCGUCGACCCGGAGAUCUACGCCCGCCCCUUUGGCGAGGUCUACGCCUGCGGCGAGCCCGACCGCACCGACCCGCUGCCCGACACAGCAGACCUCAUCCGCGUCGACGAGGCCAACUGCGACGACCUGCUCGCCUACAUUGCCACGUUCAGCCCGCAGCUGGCAGCCGCCAACGUCAAAGCCAAGCAGGCGUGCUACCUGCCGCAGCGCGAGGGCGGGCCGCUGAUCGGCGCGACGUCAACGCCAGGGCUGUGGGUCGCGGCCGGGCACACGUGCUGGGGGAUCCAGAACGGGCCGGCGACGGGGAAGCUCAUGGCCGAGUAUGUGAUGGACGGGAAGACGAGCAGCUCUGAUAUCAGCGAGAUGGACCCCAGGCGGUACAGUCGCGUGUGA
Messenger RNA from Verticillium alfalfae VaMs.102, 1392 nucleotides. RefSeq names its product oxidoreductase. The record is from RefSeq and is a predicted model, not a curated record. Gene Ontology annotation, cellular component: late endosome; cytoplasm. Gene Ontology annotation, biological process: retrograde transport, endosome to Golgi. Gene Ontology annotation, molecular function: oxidoreductase activity. The coding region runs from base 1 to 1392 and encodes 463 amino acids. The transcript is spliced from 2 exons. NCBI's taxonomy places the organism in Eukaryota, Fungi, Ascomycota, Sordariomycetes, Glomerellales, Plectosphaerellaceae.